AUGCUUCUCAAGCAUUUCCUCCUCACUGCCCUCUUCUCCCUCGGCUCCGUCACAGCCAACCCUGAGGCCAACCCCGACAACGUCGAGGUCGAUGCCCGGGACGUCGAGGUCGAGGCCAGGGGCUUCGACAGUGACUUUGACUCGCGCUCCGACAUCCGCCGCCCCAACUGCGGCCGGGAUGCCUUGUGGGACCAGUGGAAGAAGCAGUGCCUCUGCAACAAGCGCGACCAAAAGUACGACCAGCACAGCAAGAAGUGCUACUGCCCCGACGGCAAGAGCUGGAACGGGCGCCGGUGCGAGUACUCUUGCGGCCGUGACGCCUCCUGGAACGAGAGGUCCAACAAGUGCGUCUGCCACAAGCAGGGCAUGAAGUUUGACUCGUUCAGCAAGAAGUGCGACUGUUCCGGUGGCCGGGUGUGGAACGGUCGCAAGUGCGAGUACAGCUGCGGCCGCGAUGCCUCUUGGAACGACAGGUCCAACAAGUGCGUCUGCCACAAGCAUGGCAUGAAGUUUGACGUGGACAACAAGAAGUGCUACUGCACCGGCGGCCAGGUCUGGAACGGCCGCAAGUGCGAGUACAGCUGUGGCCGCGACGCUUCCUGGAACCACAGGUCUAACAAGUGCGUCUGCCACAAGCAUGGCAUGAAGUUUGACGUGGAAAACAAGAAGUGCUACUGCACCGGCGGCCAGGUCUGGAACGGCCACGAAUGCAAGCAUGACUGCGGCAAGGAUGCCCUCUUCCACCACAAGUUCGGCAAGUGUGUCUGCCACAACCAUAACCUCGACUACAACCGCCACAACAAGCGCUGCGAGUGCCCCCAGGGCAAGUCGGUUGACCGUCAUACCGGCAAGUGCUACCGCAAGUAA
Hirsutella rhossiliensis is the source of this 867-nucleotide messenger RNA. RefSeq lists its product as uncharacterized. Bases 1 to 867 code for a protein of 288 amino acids. NCBI's taxonomy places the organism in Eukaryota, Fungi, Ascomycota, Sordariomycetes, Hypocreales, Ophiocordycipitaceae. The record is from RefSeq and is a predicted model, not a curated record. The transcript has a single exon.